UUUCAGCAGUCUCAACAUGAACAUCAGCUGGGUCUGCAGCACUCUGAGUCUGCUGUUACCUGUUAUAGGAGCAGCCCUGGGUGAUGACGGCUGGUCCGUGACCAUGCAGGCGGAGGUGCGCGCCGUGCAGGGCUACCCGGUGGUGCUACCCUGCACCUUCAGCCACCCGCAGCACUCCCAGCACUCCUCGCUGCAGGUGCUGUGGCGCCUGGGCCACGGCCAGGGAGCCACCGUGCUGUACCGCUGCACCAGCCGGCCCGGGACCCCCGCCUGCGAGCCGGGCCGGCACCAGGACCAGCGGUACCGGCUGGAGGGGAACCCCACGGAGCACGACCUCUCGCUGAGGAUCAGCAGCGCUGACCUGCGGGACAGCGGGCGCUACUACUGCCGCGUGGAGGUCCAGCAGGUCAGCUACGAGGACAAGAUGGGGACCCGGCUCAGAGUGGAGGCUCCUCCGAAGAUCCUGUCUCUGUCCGUGGACGGCAGCGAGCAGUCGGGCUACCGAGCGCUGUGCCGGGUCCAGGGCUCGCCGCUGCCGGACGUCCAGUGGCUCGGCCCAGACGACCCGCUGGAGGGUUCUGAUGUGGUCCCGAUGGCUCAGGGGACCGCGGGGGACCAGUACCACACGGUCAGCCAGCUGAGAGACGUGGAGCCGGGCCACCAGUACUCCUGCAGCGCCUCCAACCCGCUGGGCAAGGAGCUCGCCACGCUGUACGUGGUGCCGCCACAGCCGCCGCCGCUGCACGCCAGGGCCUCGACUCCUCUGCUGGUCCUCGUGGCCGUGGCUCUCGGGGCAAAGGUCAUCCUGCUGGGGGGGCUCGGGGUCUGGAUGGUGCAGGGGGGGCUCUACGGGGACUCGGCUGCUCCUGGAAGUAACCUGAAGCUUCUUAAACCUGCAUUUUAUCUCAUUUUCAGCAGGAAAAAGUCAAAAAAUGUUGCUUAACCUUUGCGUUGUCUUCCCGUUGACUAUCAUUGUCAUCUUUGUCAACACUUUUGUCGACAAAAAAAUGUAUUUGUCAUUACUUCUGAUGGUUUUUUUGGCACUUUUUUUUAAGGUUUUGUGAUUUUUUUCCCUACCACCUUUA
Messenger RNA from Perca flavescens (yellow perch), 1085 nucleotides. Its product is annotated as sialic acid-binding Ig-like lectin 15. The coding region runs from base 17 to 943 and encodes 308 amino acids. Gene Ontology annotation, cellular component: plasma membrane. NCBI's taxonomy places the organism in Eukaryota, Metazoa, Chordata, Actinopteri, Perciformes, Percidae. Gene Ontology annotation, biological process: regulation of actin cytoskeleton organization; regulation of bone resorption; regulation of osteoclast development. The record is from RefSeq and is a predicted model, not a curated record. The transcript is spliced from 4 exons.